Mus caroli (Ryukyu mouse) is the source of this 2666-nucleotide messenger RNA. It is a transcript of the gene Npffr2, whose product is annotated as neuropeptide FF receptor 2. Gene Ontology annotation, cellular component: plasma membrane. The record is from RefSeq and is a predicted model, not a curated record. Gene Ontology annotation, biological process: G protein-coupled receptor signaling pathway; cellular response to hormone stimulus; regulation of MAPK cascade. Gene Ontology annotation, molecular function: opioid receptor binding; peptide binding; neuropeptide receptor activity. Lineage: Eukaryota; Metazoa; Chordata; Mammalia; Rodentia; Muridae.
GGUGGGAUUUCCCUUCUCAGGGUCACCACUAGUCUCCGUGACACAUGAUAGCAUGUGGCCUUUCCCUAGAGCCUUUAGGCUCCUUGAGCUCUCUGAAUACUAUCCCAGGAGCUUUGGUGUGGUCCCAGGCCAAAGUUUAUCCUGGGGGUUUCCCUGCGCUGCUCCGCCCUUCCCCCUGGGCGUCUGAGUUCUUCAGAGAGAAGGGACCUGACUAGGAUGGCGGUUCUUUCUCAUCCUCGAAGUUCCCCAACCCCUCUGCAGGUGAACACUGGCAAACUUGUUGAAUCUCCUUAGGAAGGUCCACCAUGAGUGAGAAAUGGGACUCAAACUCUUCAGAAAGCUGGAAUCACAUCUGGAGUGGCAAUGAUACACAGCAUCACUGGUAUUCAGAUAUCAACAUUACCUAUGUGAACUACUAUCUCCACCAGCCCCAAGUGGCAGCUGUCUUCAUCAGUUCCUACUUCCUGAUCUUUGUCUUGUGCAUGGUGGGAAAUACUGUCGUUUGCUUUAUUGUGAUAAGGAAUAGACACAUGCACACAGUCACUAAUUUCUUCAUCUUAAACCUUGCCAUAAGUGAUUUACUGGUUGGAAUAUUCUGUAUGCCUAUCACAUUGCUGGACAACAUCAUAGCAGGAUGGCCAUUCGGAAGCAGCAUGUGCAAGAUCAGUGGGCUGGUGCAAGGGAUCUCAGUUGCGGCUUCCGUCUUCACCUUGGUUGCAAUAGCUGUGGACAGAUUCCGCUGUGUGGUCUACCCCUUUAAGCCAAAGCUCACUGUCAAGACAGCCUUUGUCACGAUUGUGAUCAUCUGGGGCCUGGCCAUCGCCAUUAUGACUCCAUCUGCAAUAAUGUUACAUGUACAAGAAGAAAAAUACUACCGUGUGAGACUCAGCUCCCACAAUAAAACCAGCACAGUCUACUGGUGUCGGGAGGACUGGCCAAGACAUGAAAUGAGGAGGAUCUAUACCACAGUGCUAUUUGUCACCAUCUAUCUUGCGCCUCUCUCACUCAUUGUUAUCAUGUAUGCAAGGAUUGGGGCUUCCCUCUUCAAGACGGCAGCACACUGCACAGGCAAGCAGCGUCCAGAGCAGUGGCAUGUAUCCAAGAAGAAACAGAAGGUCAUCAAGAUGCUGCUGACUGUGGCCCUCCUUUUCAUCCUUUCCUGGCUUCCCCUGUGGACCCUGAUGAUGCUCUCAGACUAUACUGACCUGUCUCCUAACAAACUGCGUAUCAUCAACAUCUACAUCUACCCUUUUGCCCACUGGCUCGCCUUCUGCAACAGCAGUGUCAACCCUAUUAUUUAUGGAUUCUUUAAUGAAAAUUUUCGCAAUGGUUUCCAAGAUGCUUUCCAGAUCUGCCAAAAGAAAGCCAAACCCCAGGAAGCCUAUUCCCUGAGAGCUAAACGCAACAUGGUCAUAAACACAUCUGGCCUGCUGGUACAGGAACUGGUGUCUCAAAACCCAGGUGGGGAAAAUUUGGGAUGUGGAAAAAGUGCAGACAAUCCCACACAGGAAUCCUUGAUAGAGGAAAUGGGAGAAGCUACUAACAGUACUGUGGCUUAAAAAGAUAGUGUGGACCCCAGUACUACCUGAUGUCAUAUAGUAUUAAAUAUUGCUGCUUGUUGUGGCUUUUCAUUUCUUAUAGUCUGAUGAGAACAUUUACUGAAAGCCCUCUUUGUCAAAAAUAAAAGUAUGAAAGUGGUCUUUCUAGCCAGGCUUAUGGUACAUGAAAUAUUCAGUGACUUUCAUGUUUGCCUGAAGUGUUUCAAAAGUCUGACUGUUCCCAUUUUAACCAUUUAUUUUAUAUGAUUCAAGUAAAUCAAGCAUGUGUGUCUUUCUCUGUCUGUCUCUCUACCCAUCUAUCUUUCCUUCUGUCAUCCAUCCUCUACCUAUCUAGAACAGGAGCUCUCAACUUGUGGGUCACGACCACUUUGGAGAUCAAACGAUCCUUUCACAGGGGUCACCUAAAACCAUCAGAAAAUGCAUGCAUUUACAUUAUACUCAUAACAGUAGCAAAAUUGCUGUUGUGAAGUUGCAAUGAAAAUGAUUCAAUAGUUGGAGGUCACCACAGCAUGAGGAACUGUAUUAAUGAGUAACAGCAUUAGGAAUGUUGGGAACCAGUGAUUCAGGACACACAUCUCCCUAAAUUAUGCUGGAUAUACUUUGCAUGGAAGUACAUUUUUGUCAAUUAUAAUUGAUUUUGUAUUUGAAAUUAAUGUGCUCUGAUUUUGAAAUGGGCUCAGCCUUUGAAGGAAACUAUUGCAUUACCUGAGGUCUUUGCUACUGAUUUCUCAUUCCUGUUGAUAAAUCUGGGUUACUCUUAAAGCAAGAUGCUGCAAGCCCCUGCAUCAGUAAUGAUGCCCCUGGCCACUUCACUUUAUGUGUUAGAACUGCAGUACCAAGGAAGGGGAAUUGUAUUUUUUACAAUUUAAAAGAUUUGUUUUUCUGUUGAAAACUAUAAAGUUAAAGAAGUCAUAAUACUCAAUAGCAGUUACUGCUAGGGCUAGAGAGAUGGCUCAGAAGUCAAGCCCAUUCAUGACUCUUGAUGAAUGACUACUAUUACCCACCUGAUGGUGGUUCAUGACCAUCCAUUGCCUAAGUCCCAGGGUAUCUAAAACCUUUGCUGACUUCUCCAGAUAUCAGGCACAGAUGUGGGGCAGAUACGCCCAC